UACAAUGGUCACAUGAUCAUGUUUAUAAAACACUUGUGAAUCAUUAAAGAAGUCACUUUCAGGGCGCAGUCCGCAACUAGCGGAAAAGGGAUACUAGAAGAAGGCAAGUUGGUCAUAUUAGUCGGUUCAUUCCUUUGUAAGUAUAAUUUGUUUAUAUUAUUUCUCUGUUGUUUGUGAUUAUUUGGUCGAUUAUUCGGUCAAAGUAACCAAAUCGAAAAUUAGCUGAAUCAGUGUUAAAAAAGAUACCGCCAAACAUAAUGUCAGAGCCUGCUCGAUAUUAGCAGGGGUGCAACACUAUGACAAAAAGGGAAAAAACCCCAACAUAAAAAGAAGUUGUUAUAACAGUUAAUUAAGCCUAGUAGUACUCACGUACGACGAAUUCGAUCUGGUAGCUUAAGCCUAAAAUGUGUUUAGGAACGCAAAUUGAUGAAUGCACUUUGAAAUAGUUUGUUGGUAUUUCCACUACAGUGGUACAAUUUUCUCUUACGAUAGAAUUUCGACAUUAAAGAGGGUACAUCCCUAGCUAUUGAUCAAAGAUCCCAAAGCUGAUUAAGCAAGAAUUCGAACUGCCUUUUGAAAUUAACUAUUUUUAGUACGUCGCGCUGCGGCAAUGAUCAUGAGUAGAUUAAGAAACUUGAAAAGGGCGCCCAUUUUGGCGAGAGAAGCACUCAGUUCUCUCAGAACGAUGGAGCACGAAUAAUUUAGUAAUAAAAUAUAGGCUCAAACAAUAUAUUAAUCAAUGUGGGUGCAAAAUUGGACUCAACAUUAAUUAUAUCUCUAGAUUGCCGUAAAACGUUUCUUGGUCACUUUCACUAUGAAACACCUAAUUUCUUCACUGCGUUAAAGCGUAGCGAGAACAAAAAAAAUCAUUAGCAGAGGAAAUGAAAGAGAAAGAGCUGGAUUUCGAAAGAGAGAGCUCCGUUUGGGUUUCUUUACGAUUUCAGUGAUGACAAAGUAAUUCGUCCCUUUUUCUUUCUUGUAGAGUCGGUCUUAUUAUUCUUGGUCGGCGAAGCAUUACAACAGCGAAACUUGUUCAGCAACUGCAAGAAUCAUUUUAGAAAAGGUCAACAUGAGUUCUAGUUCAGCUUUGUGGUUAUUGCUACUUUGGGGUAAGUUGAAAGCACCCGUGCACGUGACUUUUUUUUUUUAUAAUAGCUUCCUUGUUUAUCAAGGAUAAGACUAAGUUGGAUUAAAUUACGUGUUCCGCUCAUAUCGACGAACUAGUAAGGCGUGACCCUUAAAUAGUAUUUCCUAUUUGCUUCAGUCUUUUAACUAAAACAAGUAAAACAGGUAUUGAAUAUAUGAGAUUAUAUUUUCACUUUACGGUUGACAAAGUUUGCUGUUAAGGAAGCAUAAUGUUAUUUAACGGUACAGACCAGGACUGUCUAAAUCUGGUCUAAAUCUUAUCCUGUAGUGAGUGAUAUGGUGAAGGUUUUCUUUAUAUCAAUAAGUGUGUGUGGUUAAAUAACUAAAAUACUUGAAUUAGAGGAGAACUGAACAGGUGCCCCUCUCGUCCCUUUAAACUGCAUAAGCGCUAAACGGGAAUGUGAAGCGGGAAAGGAUAUGGUCUUUUUACUAAACUUUGGGUAUGAAAUCAUGAGGUAUAUUUCUUCGUCACUUUAAGAACCGGUGCCAAAGUGUGAAUUAGGGUAAGCGGGUUACGGUUAUAGGGGGGCCUUCCCGACAAGCCUCUGCGAAUAGUGGAUUGUUACGCGUUUCUGGGAAUCUGCUCACCUACAACUUCCCUAAGACGACAAUUUGUCCAGGGGUACACUCCCAGAUCUCUGUACAGCUUCAGUUGUGCCUGUAUAACGGAAUUGGUCAAGCUAUUAAUUACUAAAUGCAAAUUGAACGUCAAUAUAAAACGUUUGACUGUUGACAACGUAAUCAUGGUUUAAACGAAUAUGUCCAAUUUCACACCCUAACAAGAAACGGUGUUUGCUCCUAAAUUAUCGGUAAAUUCGCGUUGAGAAUAUAAUUAUUUUAUAAGAAUAUCGAGGCUGAAAUUUGCAAAAUUUUAAGAAUAUUAUAACAAUAAACCCGAGGUCGAGAUUUUCGACAGGAUAUAAUUUUAUAAUGUUGUUUUUCUGGUCUAGGUUAAAUAUUCCUAUUUUCUGCCGAAUUUAGGCUUAAAUAUUCUUUUAUUAUCCUUAAAUUGAGUGAUCCGAAGCUUAUGUCAUUUCCGUUUUAGCAUGUAUUGCAUAGAGUAUCAAGGUACCGGUUCAACGAGCUGUUAUCAGAUUAGCACUGAAGAUUUGGCAUUAGUUAAAGUGGAGUUUUUUUUGAGAGUGUUUGUUAGUUUUCCCGUUUAGAGAAAGAAAUAAUUAAUUAUACCACUUAAGUUAAAAACACAUUUUUGAUUAACUAUACUGAAAGGCCUUGAAAGGGAAAACCCCCUCUAGUAAUAUGGCAUCGCCAUUUCUCUCCCACUGAGCAGAACUUGAAAAUAUAAGAGGAGAUAUACGUCUUCCCUUUCAGAGACAAAAAAAAGGACGCUUGACCAUCUGAACUAUUUAAGCCGGAAACUGUAAAUAUGCGCUGGAACUAUACUGAAACCAAGCUUUCAGCGAAUCUUUUGGCUCAGGCAAAGAUCAUGCAAACGGAUAUGAAAGUACUUUCGAUUUAACGUUGAUCUUUCUUUCGUUAGCAAGAUAUUUUCAAGGUUUCAUCGAAACAGUUUAUAGGUUAUUCAGUCUUUAACUCUCUGUGAAUUUACAAAAAAUUAAAUGAAUUUAUGAAAUAUAACUACAAUAGAUUGAUCGUGGAGGGUUUUACAUGUAAAGGGGGCUUCAUGAAUCCAACUUUAGCGGGGCCUUUAGUGUCCGGGUGAAAGCGAUAACUAUUAUAUUACAGUUCUUUGCACCAAAAACUGACUAGUUUGAUAGUUCAAAACUUUUGUAUGUAAGAUGAAAGGUAUCGCUUUGCCGUUGCUUGAGAAUAGGUUAUGUACGGAAUGUCAAUGCAAAUUAUCGUUAGGCCAUUUCUAGUGCCGGUCUACAGCAGUUUCAAUUAAGUACGCUCUGAAACAGGCGGUUGUUAAGUGUUUUACUGAGCUAUGUUGUCUAAAAGAUGAUAAGAGUCUGAUAACUGUCGGAGACACGCGAAGGCAGACUAGAGUAUACACUGACAGUUACGUAUUAAUAUGAUGUGUCUAAUUUAUUAUAUAUCGGUAUUGGUUUGCUUGUGAAAGUGAAAGUGUUAUAUUUUUAUUUUAUGCUCAGGGGCACCCAACGAGGAUAUAGUUCAAAACCACUUAACAUAGCAUUGUUGAACGUAUUUUAGAGUAUUCAAACGGUAGAUAGAGGCAUAUUUUUAUCCCCUAAAAACUUUUCAUCUGUUCGGAUUUCCUAGCUGAAAGUCUAGUGAUCCGAAAAUUAUAGGGAUAAAAACUUACCUUCUCGAAAGGAAAAGGCUCCCGAAAAUUCUAGGUGGCCUUUUUUAGGGUCAAAAUACGUUAAAAAUGGGUAAUUAUACCAUUUUGUAUAUGUUCGAAAAUCCUAGGAGAGGCAGGCAAGCAAGAAAUUUUACAACAAAAUAAAUGCUCCGAAAAUUCUAGACCUCAAAUCGUCUUCCGAACAGAUAUUUUCCCGAAAAUUGCCGUUGGGUGCCCCUGUAUGCUCUCCCAACAGGAAAUUUGCUUCAUUACACAUCAGGUAGGAAUGAUUGUUUUACAUGUUUCUCCAAUCGCAUGAAUUCCUCACUAUGAACGGGAACUUCCUGUCUGUAUAGUUUUCCCGAGAAAUUCCCUUUCCUGGUGCAUUUCCAGCAAAGUAUAAUCAUGGUAAUAGCUAGACUGUUCACAGGGCAGGCCCACUGUUGCGUAUUGUGUUACGGGUGGCCAUCUUGGAUGAGUUUCAAAUCAACUUAGGGGGAGGGGGACAGUUUGGAAGGAGGCGGGAAAAAUAACUGGAAAGAAUUUUUCCCGCCUCCCGUCCCCGGCUGCGUCAAAAUUUCGACGCCCGUCCCCUCUGUACAUAUAUGAAACCAAGAUGGCCACACGUACCGCGCCGGUAAGCGCUCGAUCCUGACGAUCUUACGCAAAGGGGACUGUGAAAAGUGUGGGUAACAGCGACCUCCAAGAAACCAGACAUUUUUGCUAUCGAUGCAGUCAUUUUACAAGACAGGAAACAAAGUAAAAGCAACAAUUUACUCACUCAGGAGCCAAUCCUGCUCACUGUGAUCGAGUGAAACAAGUUUUGAUGCUGGAUACCACAGGGUAGGCAGCCUCGUCAAACUUACAAUAAAACAAAAACAGGAAAAGAAGUUUGAGGCUUAUACAACAGUAAAAGGAAUUGACUACUCAAUAAAAUAAACUGAGACAUACUUACUGAGAAGCUCUCGUGAACGUUCAGACGCAAAUAAGUUAUGGUAUUUACCGCCCUCUCGUCAUUUAAUGGCGUCGGCAUAAAUAUCUUACGCACAUUUUUUUUUUACAUUUUGCCAUGUCCGCAUUUUUUAUUUAUUUGUUUUAUUUUACUUUUUGUUCCUUUUCAUCUCAGGGUGGGAUCCGACUGUUUAAUAUCUCAUCAGUAAAGAAUAAUUAAUUUUAAUGGUAAAAUUCCAUAGUGAACUGAAAAAAAGACCCUUAGAGACCCUUUAAAGUUAGUAUCACAUCAUUUUUAUGACAUAUUUUUCAGGUUCUGCCAUAACACGGCAAGAGCGUUCCAUUAGAGGUGAUAUUCAGACGCUGGAUUGUAAUGCAAUAAGAAAGGACCCAAGCAAAUACUAUGAAAUGUAUUGGAGAGUAAAGGGAGCCGACGGUGAAAUCGGUUACUGUAACAGUGACAGGAAAUGUAUGGAAACGAAAAGUAAGCUUAGGGAUAAGCUUCUGGAAGACAAGAGGAUUCAGGUUGUAAGCAUUUCCAUUAGCACCUUGAACAUAAAACGCACCUUGCCACAGAAAACAACGGGUCACACUGUGACCUUUACAUGUGAAGUGCACAAAACUGACAACACCGUCGAUAUAUCUGAAGUCACGAUCGUUUAUUCUUUAGAGUGUAAGUAAGACUGUACGCAGAAUUUUUAAUAACAAUAAUGAUUAUAGUGAUACUGAUAAAGACGACAUUGAUAAUGACACUGAAAAUACUAUUGUAUUUUUCUUCAAAAAGAAAGAAUUUACCAUAAUGAUACUUUUUGCGGCUCAGUUCAUUCCUUUUCUUCGUGCUGUAUACUGUACAUAUGUAUUACAUGUAUUGUUCAUCGAAUCAUUCAUUGAACAUUUGGCUAUAGCUAUAGUCCAGGUAUUUUUCGUUUUGCUGGCUAGUUUUGCCGUUUAGAGAAAGGUGUACUUUUUACCCGGUUAAGUUGUAUUGUAAUUACAGAUUUUCAACACACAAGUUAUAUCCUUUUCAAAAGGCUCAACCUCGGGUUGAAGAUAUUCUUUAAAACCUCGAUUCUUAUAAAAGACCGUGAACUGCCACUGGGCUUAACAAAGUCAAACUGUGUUCCGCGCGAGGGUGUGUUGUCAGUUCUUUCAUUAAAAGUAUUAUAUGCAGUGGCUNACUGAAAAAAAGACCCUUAGAGACCCUUUAAAGUUAGUAUCACAUCAUUUUUAUGACAUAUUUUUCAGGUUCUGCCAUAACACGGCAAGAGCGUUCCAUUAGAGGUGAUAUUCAGACGCUGGAUUGUAAUGCAAUAAGAAAGGACCCAAGCAAAUACUAUGAAAUGUAUUGGAGAGUAAAGGGAGCCGACGGUGAAAUCGGUUACUGUAACAGUGACAGGAAAUGUAUGGAAACGAAAAGUAAGCUUAGGGAUAAGCUUCUGGAAGACAAGAGGAUUCAGGUUGUAAGCAUUUCCAUUAGCACCUUGAACAUAAAACGCACCUUGCCACAGAAAACAACGGGUCACACUGUGACCUUUACAUGUGAAGUGCACAAAACUGACAACACCGUCGAUAUAUCUGAAGUCACGAUCGUUUAUUCUUUAGAGUGUAAGUAAGACUGUACGCAGAAUUUUUAAUAACAAUAAUGAUUAUAGUGAUACUGAUAAAGACGACAUUGAUAAUGACACUGAAAAUACUAUUGUAUUUUUCUUCAAAAAGAAAGAAUUUACCAUAAUGAUACUUUUUGCGGCUCAGUUCAUUCCUUUUCUUCGUGCUGUAUACUGUACAUAUGUAUUACAUGUAUUGUUCAUCGAAUCAUUCAUUGAACAUUUGGCUAUAGCUAUAGUCCAGGUAUUUUUCGUUUUGCUGGCUAGUUUUGCCGUUUAGAGAAAGGUGUACUUUUUACCCGGUUAAGUUGUAUUGUAAUUACAGAUUUUCAACACACAAGUUAUAUCCUUUUCAAAAGGCUCAACCUCGGGUUGAAGAUAUUCUUUAAAACCUCGAUUCUUAUAAAAGACCGUGAACUGCCACUGGGCUUAACAAAGUCAAACUGUGUUCCGCGCGAGGGUGUGUUGUCAGUUCUUUCAUUAAAAGUAUUAUAUGCAGUGGCUCUUUAGUAUAAACCCUGAUUAAAGAAACUUUACAUGUAAAUAAAAUCUGCUAUUUCGUUACAAAUAUAUUCCAAAACGAAAGCAGUUAACUGCGGCCUUCGCUGGUCACAAGGCUGAAAUGCACUCUUCAUUCUGUCCUAUAAAGAGAAGUAACAUACUGAAUUUGUGAUUGUUAAUUUUAGGCCCACAAGCAAUUCCAUCUCCUAAGGUAAGUAGUUUUAACAUUUUUUUCUCUAAAUCUUUAAUUUUCAUACUGAUGCCGACUUGUGAUAUGGUGUGAUUUGCUGGGUGUUGGAGUUCACUGGGGGUCUAUUUUCUUAGCCAGCUUCAAUUCUGUUUGUGACGCCGUCCUAGCGAACCACAAUAAUGGCGAAACAGCCGCUCUGUUUUGGGUUCUUUCGUGUCCUGUUGAUGUCUUGCAAAGUCAAUUUUCGCUUUAUAUUACGAUCAGCUGUGACCGAGUUUUCGUCAGAAAUAGCUUCAGUUUUUCCCGACUCUUCUGAGUCGACCACGAUAAAAUCGUGAAGUUCCACAGAAAUGGGUGUCACUACCCCCGAACGUGCCUGAGUGUCAGCUGCAAAAUAUCUAGAACAGGACACUCUUUUAAACCGCAUAAUCCUUCUAAAACAGAGGCCAAGCCUGGACGAAAGAUGUCACCCAAAACUUCCUUCAAAUCCCCGCACCAAGGCCAUUUGUGGGUUAAGUUUGAUGUCGGUUCUCUCCUUAGUCCAAGAGGCUUUUCUCCGGGUAGUCCGAUGUUCCCCUUUCCUCAAAAACAAACGUUUCCAAAUUCCAAUUCGACCAAGAAUCAGGUAGACGAAGAACCCCUAAGUGGAUGUGUUACAGCCUCUAAAUCGUUAUUUCUAUUCAUGUGAUGUAUUUAUUUUAUUUAUUUAUUUAUCCUUCAUUUAUCUAUUUAUGUCAAUACCUCGAGUUCCCAGGUCCAAUGAUCUGUCUGUUAGUAGUAAUCAGCCCCUGUCUUCGUCCAUUUUCCUCAUGCUUUUGUUUCACGAAAAAAACCUUUUUCAGUUUCAGCCCAAUGACAGCGCUCGCGAGGUAAACACCACAUUAGGUACAAUUGUUGGCAAGCUUGAGACGCUACCAAAUGGCAAAACUGUGUACGAAUAUCUCGGUAUCCCUUAUGCUAAACCACCGCUUAAUGAAUUGAGGUUUGCGCGUCCAGAAUCCUUUCAACCUUGGUCAGGAAAAAAGGAAGCGAAGGAGUUCGGAUCAGCGUGUCCACAACCGCGCUUUGAUACACAUAACUUUAAGAGGGAAAUAGGAGAAGGUAAGAGGCGUAUAACAGUAUUAUAUUAUCGGAUGUGAAAGCUCUCACGGACGAUCUUUGACUUUGAUCUUUAAUCGGUUAAUUGCCAAUAGUACAGGCUAAUCAUGGCAAUGGAUGGCACGAUUAGGCAGUAGGUGAUGACAGAUAAGUUUUGCCUGUGGACUUAAACACGGGCAACGAGGGAGCGAUAACAGCAGUAGAUGGAAGACUGUUGCAGACAGGUAUACAUCGGGGGGACAAAGAGUAAUAAGAGGCAUCAACAAAAGCGGGUAAAAGGUUGUAUGUCUUACUAUGGCACAUUCAAUGAUUCAAAGCUUAAUCCAUAAAUUCAACGAACGCUACGCACGGAAAGAAUAUCUGCAAGUUAGGGCUCAAAACGUUUAAGAUAUACCUUCACUUGACUCCACACUACGUCAUAUUGGUUCCUUUCAUUUCACGUGAAAAAUACUUGGGUACAUUAUUAAAGAUGGACUAAUUGAAGCACAUGUUCAAGGGAGUAGAGAGGUAAGUUAGGUAUUGUGCUAGGUCAAGCCCGGGGAGGAGGGGCGGGGGAGAACUUGAGCCGCUGAAAAACCAUGACCCUGACAAAGAAUUCCCAAAACAAUACUUACUUAUGUUUAGGACAACACCCGCAAUUUUAUUACCAUGUUUAGGACAAAGGAGAAAAUGUACGCCGUCUUUUUUUAGAGCCAUUUAUUGUCAAUUGCAAUAGAACAAAAUUACGUUAUAAGCUUUUGUAUACUUGAGAAGGAACGAAAUUUAUCUUGCAAAUCAAAUCAAUCGCGCAGGCAAUACCCUGUUGACAGACUCACACGAUAUAUACCUUGUUUAGGACAGAGAGGUCAAAAACCACACCCUGUCCAGUGGCAUAUCUUCGUAUAGGCCUUAAAAGGGGAUACCUCCCCGGGAGGUCAAGGCAGGUUUGUGACGCACGUCCUGUUUGAAUCUUCAUCAUCAUCAUCACAAUCAUCAUCACCACCAUCAUCAACUAAGGAAAAGACGUGAGACAUGUACGGUCUUCUCAAAACGAGACGGUAACUCCCUUACAGCAGAAAUUCCCGUUGUCUUAUUUUACUGAUAUGAAUUUUUUUUCUUUUUUUUUUUCAGAAAAUGAGGAUUGUCUUUUCUUGAAUGUGUUUGUGCCAGCAACUAGUAGCACAGAAGGCAAGAUGGCAGUGAUGGUGUGGAUUCAUGGCACUGGUUUGGCCAGUUUCAGUUCCUCCCCUAAAUUCCGUGGCUUUUCCAUUGGUUCCUCUUCUGAAUAUCCGCCUCACGUUUUAGCAGGCUACAAUGAUGUCAUUGUUGUGACAUUCAACUACAGGCUAGGAAUUCUGGGAUUCUUAAAUAGCGUUCCUGGGACAGAGAAAACGGGAAAUUACGGAAUGUUUGAUCAGGUAACCAGCUUCAGUGAAGAAAUGUUGCAUUAAUUCGACACAAGACAUAAUAUACUAAUAGGACACCUGGGAGGCACGCAAGCACGUGUUCUCAAAGCGCACUAGCCCCGAAAUUCACAACAGUUAUGACAAUCUCUUGCCCCCUCUCCCUUUCCCUCGUUCUUUUGCUCUGUUGAUCGGCACACCCUACUAUCCCCAAUGUUCCUCUUUUCGAGUUCCUGAACUCCAGGGGCGAAUCUAGGGGAGGGUGCAAGGGAUGCCCACCCCUCCCCCUGCGAAGGGGUCCUGACAACUGGUAUUGUUCUAAAUAUGCAGAUAUGUAUGAUACAUAUUCUCAACAGUUCACAUUAUCUUGUUGCCCAGUCAAGAGCCUUCUUCUUCGUGUUCGCUUGUGAAAUUUGUUUACGUCGUCAGUCAGUUACGCCAUUCCUUAGUUGUGCACCCUCUUCUAAGAAAAAUCCUGGAUCCGCCCCUGAACUCACAACUUUCCAAAAGGAGGCCAUGUGCAAACCUUUUUCGUUUAAUAAUUUAUUUGCAUGAGAAUAAACAAAUCAUUCUUGAUAUCAAUGUCAUCGUAUAUUAGAAUCGCUUUAACACAGAGGCCUGAAGCAUCUCGAAAAAUGGCCUAUAAUAUACUAGAAACAGUACAGACAACACCUUGGUCCUCCCAACAAUGCAACAGAGCAUGUCCAGGACAAGGCCGCUAUGGUGUAUUUAAGUGAAAGGCUAGGUUUAUCUUCCUAUUUUCAUUUUUAUUUAUUUUUUUCACAAACAAUAGCGAACAAUCCCACCACAACAGAAGGGUUAGACUCUGGGGAAAACAAAACUAACCUUUUCCCCCUGGAGCUGACAUUUAGCGUAUAUUUUCUCUACAGAUUCAAGCACUAACGUGGGUCCGAGACAAUAUUGCCCGUUUUGGUGGUGAUCCCGACAAAGUGACUGUGUUUGGUCAAGGUACAGGGGCAACGAGUGUCGCUUUGCAUCUUAUGUCGCCUAAAUCAAAAAAACUGUUCCAAAGGGCCAUCAUGCAAAGCGGUGCAGCGUUAGCUCCCUACCUACCAAGAAAGGCAGCCAACGAGUCAGUACAAAAGCUAGCUGCUGAUGCAAACUGCUCUUUUGACGACAAGCUCAUCGACUGUCUUCGUGGUAAAAGUGCUCAAAAAAUCAUUGAGUUGCAAUCUUCGAUCUCCUCCAAACACGCAGAAGCUCUGAUAGAACUCAGCAACCCAGUGAUUGAUGAUGAUUUUCUAGAAGAAUCUACUGAGAAGCUGUAUGAACAUCACAAGAAAGGAAGAAAACCACCUCAUUCUCUGUUGAAAAAACUCUUUCCAAAUGUUGAAAUCAUGACUGGGUUUACAACCCACGAGUCAUCUCUUGAUGUCAUCCAAAGGCAAGAGGAUGCGACCCAAGAUGGUAUUUCGAAAAGCAGCAUUGUAAAAACCCUCAAAUAUGGAAACAUAGAAAACAAAAUUGUGGACGAGCUGGUUAAGUACCAGUACGCGGAUCAUUCUGACACAUUAAAGAGAGACAGGAUGAUUGAAAGUGACUUUAUGACUGUGGCACCAAUGACUUUUGAGGCAAUCGCUUUAGCUGAGGUAUUCUCAGUAGCCAUAAUAAUCAACACGUUGACUCAUAAGCCCCAAAACUGUUAAUGUUUGGACACAGGGAGAAUAUCCGGGCAUAGGUGCGGCAUUUGAACACGUCCCCUUUCCACUCUCUGGGUAUUUUCACCACAAAUUUGGAACCAAACUGCAGUUUUAUUAUCUCCAGAAAGGGAUAUUUUAUCAAACUUAAACUAUUUUCCUAUCCAAAAAAUUGCAAAAAAUAUUCAAAUCCCGCACCUAUCCCCGACUCUCCCCCAGGUCCAAACAUCUAAUUUGAUACCUGGAUAAAUUAGCCGUUGGUGCGGUUAAAUUGGUGGAGAACCUUGCAUCGACGAGUAGAAGUCAUUUGGGGCACGCCAUCGAUAUAAAUUGGGUUUUUAGACGAAACAGAUCAAUUCAUCCUUCAACUCAAUUCCACUUCAUAUCCCAAAAUAGUUUUUUCCUUAUUCUUUCACGAGGCAUUGGUUUCACGUCAAACUCAUCGAACACGCUAUAACCCCAUAGUACGGCGAAACAUGUUCUUUUGCAUGACUCCAUGAUGAAAGUAAACAGAUGAAAUUUAUCGCUGGAUAACUUAAAUGGAAGCGAGACUUUUUAACUAACAGAUAAUGAACUAAAGGCCUGGAUGGGAAAUGAUCCACUACUUAAGGUCGCAAUAGGCCAUUUUCACUAUAACGGCAUUUAACUUCAGCUAGCAGAACUCAUUUCGUUUUAGCUUUUAUUCCAGCUAAGUUUUAAAACCCGAAUUUGUAAAAGAAAACAACAAAAGGAAGGAUUCUGGAACUUACUGUAAUUUGAUGUCAUCGUACAAACGUCGCAUUAACCGUGGUCCCGUUUCCCCCACUCUAUUGGUCCAUACAAACACCUGUAGUUUGACCAGUCAAAAAAUACCGAAGGGGCACCAACUGACUCUAUUAAUUGUCUCACUACUUCUUCUUCUCCAGGCUAAUAAUUCUGUUUAUUUCUACGUGUUUGAGCAUCGACCUGAUUUUUCCCAACUUCCCGAGGUGACGGGUGCAAUCCACGGUGAUGACAUUGGCUUUGUAUUUGGAGCACCUUUCGCGAAAAUUUCACCUCUGGUAGAGUCUUUCACUCCCAGAUAUUCUGAUAUUGAGACGGGACUCAGCAGGUACAUCAUGAAGCUGUGGACAGACUUUGCUAAGUUCGGGUAAGAAGAUAAGAAAGGCGUUUUGUCCUAACACUUUUCAGGCUUCAAAGACGCCCCUAACUACGUUAACUUUUUUGUUGUCAGUUUGUUUGUUUGUUUGUUACAAUCAGUUAAGACAUUUAUGGUACGUUUAGUCCAGGAACAUUUGAGACAAUGAACAAAAUCUUAUACUCAUAGUGCAUGUGUCAAUGGAAUGAAACUUAUUUUCUUUUACACGAUCUCCGUUCACAUCACCAACAGGUGUGUAUUUAAAGGUUUCAAACUAAGUUGGAUACUCUUUUUUGGAGACAGAUUCACUUUUUUGGUACUCUGCAUUUCUUAUUAGGAAUUCUAUAAUCAUUGCAAUGCUGUUACACAUUUCACUUCCAAUUUAGAGAUAUCAUUCACGAACAUGAUAGCCUGUUCAGGCGUUCAGCUGGUGGAGUUUAGCACCAAGUCACCCUACCCCCUCCCUGUUUUUCCUACUCACAUCUUUUUGCGCCUUCCCACAACCUAAACGCUUAAACAGGCGACGGACAUGGGAGACGACAGCCCCUCUUGGUAAGAUGCGCUUAACCUUAUAGAAUAAAAAGGCAAAGGAAAACGCAAAGUCCCCCUGGGAAGUCUCAUAAAAGUUCUGCUCUGUAUCUAGAGGGGCAAAGUUUCUUUGUUAAAGUAAUUACGUUACUUCUUAAAUGAAGACUUGUGUGAUCUACGCAUGAUCAUAAACUUAGGUUAUUAUCAUAUUGUCAUUAAGUGAUUUUGCCUCGUUUUCAGGGAUCCUACUGGCCGCGAUUAUCCUGUCAAGUGGCCAAAGUUCACCAAAGAAAACCAAUCCUACCUGGCCCUUGACGUGAAGCCCGAGAAAAGGAACAAGUAUAGAGCAAAAGAAGUGGCAUUUUGGAACAACUUCAUUCCAAGGGUUAUAAGAAAAUCUAAAAAGCAUUGCUCGUCAUUUUAA
This is a messenger RNA of Porites evermanni, 12826 nucleotides long. Lineage: Eukaryota; Metazoa; Cnidaria; Anthozoa; Scleractinia; Poritidae. The record is from the annotation of a GenBank genome assembly.